Actinia tenebrosa (Australian red waratah sea anemone) is the source of this 1007-nucleotide messenger RNA. Its product is annotated as ATP synthase mitochondrial F1 complex assembly factor 2. Lineage: Eukaryota; Metazoa; Cnidaria; Anthozoa; Actiniaria; Actiniidae. Gene Ontology annotation, cellular component: mitochondrion. Gene Ontology annotation, biological process: mitochondrial proton-transporting ATP synthase complex assembly. The record is from RefSeq and is a predicted model, not a curated record.
UACACGGUCAGGCCAGGCUACCCAGUCUUAAAAUGGCGGACGGAGCGCAAGUUUGUACAUAAAAUCUUUCUACGAUAUAAAAAUGCUUUCUAGAAGGGCUUUUUCAAUUCUAAUAAACUCAAGCCAGCCUUUAACAUCUGUUAACAGCUGCGCAAGUAGUUUUUGGAAAGAAAAAUGCCUGUUUAAAUCAAGAACUGAAGUGAUAUUACAAACCACUAGAGGGCUGUCAUCUUUCCGAGAAAAGAAAAGGUUUUACAAGCGUGCAGGGGUUGAACAAUCCAAUGAAGGUUACCAGGUAACCCUUGAUGAAAGGAAAGUAAAAACCCCAAGUAGGAAACCACUUGUUCUUCCCAGUAAACAGCUUGCCAUGGCAGUGGCAGCAGAAUGGAAUAUGCAGAAAGAUGUCAUUGAAACUUCAAAUAUGAAUUUGACUACUCUUGCCUACAUAACUAUAGACAAACCAAAUCCAAGAACCAAAGCAACUCAAAUCACAGAAGUUUUGGAAUUCCUUUGCACUGACACAGUUUGUUUUCCAGCAUCAGAACCAGAGGAUCUAGUGAACUUACAGAAACAGGAAUGGGAACCCAUUAUUGCAUGGUUCAAUGCAAGGUUCAAUGCAAGAUUUGAUGUGUCUGUAGAAAGUUUUGGUAAUUUACUGGUGCCAUCUAUACCAAAAGAUACUACAAGCAAACUAACUUCACACUUGAUGACAGUUAAUGACUGGGCCAUGACAGGUCUUGAAUACGCAGUCGACACAUCAAAAUCAUUCAUAAUUGGCAUGGCUUUGCUGGAAAACCACAUUAAUGUAGAGAAAGCUGCAUAUUUAUCAAGGCUAGAGUUAGAAUUCCAGAUUGGCCGCUGGGGAAGUGUAGAGUGGGCUCAUGAUGUUGAUCUUAUGGAAAUACGCAGUAGAUUAGCAGCAGCAUCCCUCUUUUAUCACCUCUGUAACAAAGAAAUUACCAGCUGAAUUGUGUUUGAUAUUGAUAAAGAACUUUAUUCAAAUUUGA